Molecule: messenger RNA, 1158 nt
Organism: Colletotrichum tamarilloi
Lineage: Eukaryota; Fungi; Ascomycota; Sordariomycetes; Glomerellales; Glomerellaceae
Exons: 2
Coding region: 1-1158 (385 amino acids)
Source: RefSeq, a predicted model, not a curated record
AUGGUUACCUGGGAUGAAGAUAUCAACUUCGCGAGCGCUUUGCUUCUGCACAGUUGCCUGACCGUUCUCAUUAAAGAACUUCUCAAUCUCGUUACGAUCGUUAUCAGGCUGGCGCCCUUCCUCCGCAAGACUCAACCUGGAACUUCAAACUAUCGCUCCGUUCUCCUAGACGGGUACACCUCAAUUCUCUCCAACGACAAUGAUGGCGACCUCGCCGAGCUGUACUUCACAAACACGGGCCUUCUCCUCCUGAGCGCAUCACUUGCCUCCGCCAUCGCCAUGAACCUCUUCCUGUCCGACAUGGUUCUCAACGUCUUCGUCGCCUGUACAUUUGGCUUCUGCUUCGUCGUGUCUGUCUUCUCAUGCCGUCGAAGCUGGUUGCGGUUUAUCCUCGCUCUGCGACGAGCGGGGCGGUUUGUGUGGUCUGAUACGCCGUUUGUCAACUUCUUCUCGCUCAUUUAUGUUGCGGUGGUGUUGAAGAGUUCGACGACUAUGAGGCUGAAGGAUUAUGUGACACUGCGGAGUAUCGCCAUUAUCGAGCUGGUUUUCAUGAAGGCGUACAUCGCGGCGGCUAGCAUGGAUCGUCAGAUUGAGCUGUUGCGUUCUCUGCACAAGUCCCGGCUUGUGCUUUACCAGCAUGGAUCUAAGGCACAAGAGAUAGACACUAUUGAGCCUCCUCGCCUCGAGAGAAGCUCAAUCGUUCCGUUCACCACUGCACAGAGAAUUUCGGUCAUGCUCAUCAAGACAACUGUUGGACACGACUUCGGCUCAGUCAGAGGCUCGAAAGGCCCCGGUAGCAUCCCUGUACCCCCUACAGGCUUCUUUACGAAUGAUAGCGUGGGUUCGGGAGACUGGCGUGUCUAUCGGCUACAGGACGAUGUAAUGCUGAUUGCCGACAACCUGCGUGCUACGUAUCCGAAGGAGUGGUGGAAGAGAUUGAUCAAAAAGAUGCACGGUAUUUUCCUCAAGCAGUUGAAGAAGGUUCGGGUUGUUUACCUUUUGAGAGUGGGUCAAAAGUUUGUUGGAGACGAUUCCUGCAAGAGGGAAGUCUCGCUAUGGGUAUCGAAUGUGAAUCUCGUGACUGGUGUUAGCAGCUCUGUUCUAGAGUCUUACACAUUUGUUGAACACGGGAGCAUUGAUGGCGGCAGAGUUCUAUAG